AUGGAUGGUAUUGUGGCUGUGCACGUGUGUCUGUCUGUCCGAACCGGUAAUGACCUUUUGGGGGCUCAGCGGGGAUGCACGGGAAGCGCGGCGUGGUAUGGCAGUGUUGUGCACAGCCUCCCGGCAUCAGGAUGGUCUUCUCCUCCAAAACAUACGGCGUGGCAAACCACCAUCAGCAUCUGUUCCUGGAAAAGGCAGACGGAGGGAAGGAGAAGGACGCUGAGGGAGCGGUCGCCCCGACACCUGCCGGGGAGGACAGCAAGGCGCCUGAAUCCAACACCACCACCACCACCUCCAAUGACGAGACCCCCAGCACCACCACGAGCGCCGCCACUCCUGCACCACCUCCAGCGGGCAAAGGCCUGGGCGUGUAUGUGGCCGCCGCCUUCCUUGUGGCCGAGAUGUCCGGCUCAGGCGUGCUGGCCCUGCCCCGCGCCCUCGCCAGCACAGGGUGGGCGGGGCUGCCGCUGAUGGCGGUGCUCUGCCUGGCGGUUGGGUUCGCGGGCACUCGGCUGGGCAUGUGCUGGGUGUUGCUGGAGCACCGCUGGCCGCAGUACCGCGCGCCCUGCCGCCAACCUUACCCGGCCAUCGCCCGCCGCGCCCUCGGCAUCCCGGGACAGUGUGCUUUAAUUGCUUCCCCCAAAUUCCUUCCACACUCUCCAUCUUCCCCGUGGUGGGGGGUGGUGGUGGGCCAGGCUCUGUCGCACCAGCAAAGGAACCACAACAACGGUGAUCUUCCCAACAGGUUCGUCUCCGUGGCAGGUGUAGUGGUGACGGUGCUGCAGUGUGUGGUGGUGGUGGUGACGACGGCGCUGGAAGGCACACCAUCUCCCGACCCCUCCAUCACCACCAACACUACCUUCACAAACACCACCAACACCACCAUCACGAUCUAUCCUUUCUACACGUCCCCGUCCCUCUCCUCCUUCUUCCUCGGCUUCGGAACCAUCCUCUUCUCCUUCGGGGGCGCCUCCACCUUCCCCACCAUCCAGAACGACAUGGAGGACAGGACUCGCUUCCCUGUCAGUGUCACCAUCGCCUUCCUCGUCCUUCUGGCCCUGUACAUGCCGGUGUCAGGGGUAGGAUAUGGUGUCUUCGGAGUCCACGUGCCCAGUAACAUCCUGCUGGCGGUUUCCGGGGCGGCCGUGACAACUGUGAGGGUCUUUCUCUUCGUCCACCUGCUCUUCGCCUUCAUCAUCCUCCUCAACCCGGUGGCCCAAGGCGCGGAGGAGCUGCUCGGCGUUCCUCAUGCUCCUACUCACAGAUUUCCUGACUGUCACACCCUCACACACGUCCUGCAGGCUUCUUCCCUUACCAACAUUACGCCUCCUCCGCUGAGCCUGCUGGUGGCAGUGGAGGUGGUGGUAAAGUCUCCUCGUGCCAGACUUCCAGGCGGUGCUCCAACCUGGUGGGCGGCUCAACCAUCAACGCUCAUGUCCUUCGUGCUGCCCACUUCCCUCUGUUACCUCCGCCUCAACGACUUGCCCCAGACGACUCAGGACGCCCCCACAGGUUAG
Eriocheir sinensis (Chinese mitten crab) is the source of this 1517-nucleotide messenger RNA. RefSeq lists its product as uncharacterized. Lineage: Eukaryota; Metazoa; Arthropoda; Malacostraca; Decapoda; Varunidae. The transcript is spliced from 10 exons. The record is from RefSeq and is a predicted model, not a curated record. Bases 75 to 1517 code for a protein of 480 amino acids.